Messenger RNA from Gadus morhua (Atlantic cod), 2144 nucleotides. It is a transcript of the gene gipc2, whose product is annotated as GIPC PDZ domain containing family, member 2. The transcript is spliced from 6 exons. The record is from RefSeq and is a predicted model, not a curated record. Bases 308 to 1294 code for a protein of 328 amino acids. Lineage: Eukaryota; Metazoa; Chordata; Actinopteri; Gadiformes; Gadidae. Gene Ontology annotation, molecular function: protein binding.
CUGCGUUCCAUUCUUGUUUAUAGGUUGGAACAGUGUCGCUAUUGUUUCCCGGCGGCCAGCAGGCAGUAUCAAGAGUUUACUGUAGUUAAGGUGGCGAAGAAGACUUGCAGCCCUCGCCACCUACCUGUUGAAUAUUUCAACUUUCAUUCGCUAACCAGGGCUGAGUCACUGUGGAGAACAAAGUCAAAUCGUGAGCGAGAAGGAGCGUCCGAGGCGGAAGGAAGCGUCCCAACAGGUAGCCACUCCGAUGCUUUAGCGGGACGACGUCGGGAAUAACACUUGUGUGCCUCUCACGGAUUCGGUCAAAAUGCCUUUGGGACCAUGGAGGAAGAAAAACAAGUAUACGAAAGAACAAUUAGUCGAGAACGAGGAGGUCGGAGGACACGCAGGUGGAAGUAACCCUGCUAAAUCCACCGUCAACGGCGCGGGACUCCCGCCUCCACCUGCCAACCUGCGGCCGAAGCUCGUGUUCCACACGCAGCUGGCGCACGGGAGCCCGACCGGCCGGAUUGAAGGAUUUAGCAAUGUCAAGGAACUGUACGGGAAGAUAGCAGAUGUCUUUAACAUGGCACCGCCAGAGAUCCUCUUCUGUACCCUGAACACCCACAAGAUCGACAUGGAGAAGCUGCUGGGAGGGCAGAUCGGCCUGGAGGACUUCAUCUUUGCCCACGUCAGGGGCAUCAAGAAGGAGGUGGAAGUGUUCAAAUCGGAGGACGCGCUGGGUCUCACCAUCACCGACAACGGGGCUGGGUUCGCCUUCAUCAAGCGCAUCAAGGACAACAGCGUGGUGGACAACGUGAAGGUGAUCUGCGUGGGCGACCAUAUCGAGUGCAUCAACGGCCACAACAUCGUGGGCACGCGCCACUACGAGGUGGCUCGCAUGCUGAAGGAGCUGCCCCGCGACCAGACCUUCACCCUCAAGCUGGUGGAGCCCAUGAAGGCCUUCGAGAUGCUGGAGCCAAGGUCAAAGGGUGCCAAACCAGCCAGUGAGAACAAGAUGGGCACGGGCAGAGGGACGCUGAGGCUGCGCGCCAAGGGCCCGGCCACAGUCGAGGACCUGCCCACAGAAUUCGAGGAGAAGGCUGUGAGGAAAGUGGACGACCUCCUGGAGAGCUACAUGGGCAUCAGAGACACGGAGCUCGCGGCCACCAUGGUGGAGGUCGGUCGCGACAAGAAGAACCCCGACGAGUUCGCCAUGGCGCUGGACGAGGCGCUCGGAGACUUCGCCUUCCCCGACGAAUUCGUGUUCGACGUCUGGGGCGCCAUCGGGGACGCCAGGCAGGGACGGUUCUGAGGCCUGUGGCACCUCCUCCUUCAAGACCACCAUGCCCCCAGCGUGGGGGUCUACAGCCCCCCCCCCCUCCACCCACACCUGCAAGCACACAGGACAAACCUCACCGCAAAGCGCUAGAAAGGCAGGGUGUGCGUAUUCACUAUUUGGACCCUCUUCCAAGGAAUCACCGGGAUAGGGUCUGAGCCACCAGGCAUCGGUUGUGCCGGAGUUAUCUUAACGAAAUAAGAUAUUCACUAAAUGUAUGCUGGAGUGCAGCAACUCAGGGCACGGACGAAAUUUGUGGUAAAUGUCCAUGUUUUUGUUUGUAAAGCCCUCACUUCCUCCCCAAGUGUAGAGAAAAGGACUGCUCCGAUCGUGCUUUUGAGAGCACACCUACCCGUUAUGAACAAACCUAGUCAACGUCUUCUUCGUGCACUUGUUACGAUUGGUACAUAGUAUACACACUGCAGAUUUAUAUUGUCUAUGACCUGAUAUCAUAUUAUAGAUGCAGCCUUUAUCACUAUAUGAAUGAAAGAAAAUUCAGCUUUUUAUAAAAAAGUUUUGUAUCUCUUGAAAUGCUGCUAAGCUUUUAAAAGAUAACUUUGGUUUUAAUAUUUGUGUACAAAAUCGUCCAUGUACUCCCCCCUCCUGGCGAUACACACCGACAGUUGCCACCCUGAUUUGUUUAAACCAGGGUUGUGAUCAUGUCAUUAGUCGUGACCUUUUUAUUGUUUCUUCAGUGACAAUCUUUCUGAAACCUAGCCGUCCAUUUCUCCCUUUGUGUACAGUUAGCAUCUUGUUUCAUGGUAUACUAGAUGUAAUGUUUCUGUAAUUUAAAGUUUUAACUGUGGCAAUUAAAUGCUGGAAAAUA